GCGUGGGAUACAUAUGGCGACAUUCCGUCUAUACCUUGUGUGUCGCUGGUCGAGCGAUGAAUUUUAAGCUUACAAAGAAGGCUUGAUGCACCUAGGAGCUGAUGAUUCCUCUUAAGCUUGUGUUUCGUGUAUACACAACACAAAGGGCACUUGAUGCUAUCUGCAGAAAAUUUUUGCUGGAAAUGCGAGUAACGAUUAUAUUUUGCACGCAGGGUGAUACUGCACUCAUCGAUUGGAUUAAAGAAAUCCCUUGUGAAGCAAAGGUAGAAGUCGUGCUUAUUGAUGAUGCCUUUGUGGAAAGAAAGUGGAUGAAAUGCCUAUUUUAACCGGAUGCAUAUCUAGGUGAUGAGGUAAUUCAUGAUUAGUUUUCAUUUGGUGACCCUGCUAAAUAUAAAAAUAUUACUCACUCUGAUAUUUUUAACCAUACCUUACACACUUGUAGGUGAUAGACUGUUACAUAAAUUUAAUAAAAGCUCAAGAGCAUCUAAAAUGCCGAUCUGAAGGUCGUGUACACAUAGAAAAUGCUUUUUAGUUCAACUUUCUAAAGCGAGACGGUGAUGUUGAAACUAAAACAGAUGAGUUAUAUCCAAUUAAAGACAUGUCACAAAUAUCUAGCGCUGAAAGAAGGGUUUUACUUUAUCUAGACCAUGACAUGGUAAAUAAGAGUUUGCAAUCUACACAGUUAGUGUUUACAUGUAUUUUUUGCAAUAUUUAUAAUUGAGAUGUAGGUGUUUAUUCCAAUAAAUAUCCGAGAAAUGCACUGGUAUCUUGCCGUGAUCAAUGUAAGAAAUAUGGAGAUACAAGUGCUCGACUCACUUGGUAAAUCAUCCGGUCGCAAUGACCUCAUUAACACUAUAAAAGGACUCCAAAGACAAAUUGAUAUGGUAUCUCAGCGUAAGGAAUUAAAAGAUCACAGGUGGCCAGACCUCCGAGUUGCUUCUUGGCCACUUAGAGAAAUGGAAAUGAAAUAUGCAAAGCAAACAGAUAGCUCCUCGUGUGGCCUCUUUCUACUAAAUUAUAUCGAAUACUGGACAGGGGAUGAAUUAUCUGAUAAUUUUACCCAGGAUGACAUGUUACACUUUAGGAAAAAAUUGGCUGCUAUAUUACUAUUUUCAGAUAUAAACAAGAGAAAGGGGUGUCCGUUAUACAAGUAUGACAAAGAAGUCGAUGCUGGAAGCUCCUCUGAUGUUCAGAUAUUAGAUAGUCCCACAAAUCCUAAGAAGAGGAAACUACUUUGUGUAUCUUAAGAUAGCGAAGUAUUGAUGGAAGAUGAUGAUGACCCCAUCACUCAAGCAGACUUAGAAAGGUGAUUUGUUCAUGAUUGGGAUAAAAGAACUACUAUAAAAAUAUCGAUCGAUGAGUGCACUAAUGAAUUUUUACUGAGUGGCCUUUCCACAAAGGAAAAGCCAGUGACCAAAGCCGAUUUAAUAGAUGUUCUAUGUGAUUACAUCAUGACAAUUCAAGAUGAUACGACAUUAGAGUAA
Molecule: messenger RNA, 1484 nt
Organism: Zea mays
Lineage: Eukaryota; Viridiplantae; Streptophyta; Magnoliopsida; Poales; Poaceae
Product: putative ubiquitin-like-specific protease 1B
Exons: 5
Coding region: 756-1247 (163 amino acids)
Biological process (GO): proteolysis; protein desumoylation
Cellular component (GO): nucleus
Molecular function (GO): deSUMOylase activity
Source: RefSeq, a predicted model, not a curated record